AUGCCUGUGGCCUCCCGUUGGCACCGAGGCGGGGCUCCAAAACAUAACCUGCAUUUCAGAAAUGAAGUAGAAAGUAGGACCACACUUCAGGAGUUACUACUCUACUCUAUUUUUUUAAUAAUCCUAUGUAUAUUGUCUUUUGGGAUGGUAAACCCACAUAUGUAUUACUUAAACAAAGUUAUGUCAUCUCUGUUUUUGGACACUUCUGUGCCUGGUGAUGAAAGGAGCAACUUUAAGUCUAUUUGCAGCAUCCCUGAUUUUUGGAAGUUUAUGGAAGGACCCCUUUUGGAAGGUCUAUACUGGGACUCCUGGUACAGUAACAGCCAAUUGUAUAAUUCAAAGAACAGCAGUCGCAUCUACUCUGAGAACAUACUCUUAGGAGUCCCCAGAGUCCGUCAACUAAAAGUCCGAAACAACACAUGCAAGGUCUAUUCAUCCCUUCAGUUUCUGAUGAGCGAUUGUUAUGCCAAAUACACUUCUGAAAAUGAAGACAUAUCUGAUUUUGGCCUUAAAGUUGAUACUGAAUGGAAGUAUUCUACUCCUAAUAGCAACUCCCCUUGGCACUGGGGAUUUGUUGGUGUUUACGGAAAUGGGGGAUAUAUUUUCACUUUAUCAAAAUCAAAAUCUGAAACCAAAAACAAGUUCAUUAAACUUCAACAGAACAACUGGAUCACAAGAGGGACUCGAGUUAUUUUUAUUGAUUUUACGUUAUACAAUGCUAAUGUAAACCUGUUUUGCAUCAUCAGGUUGGUGGCAGAAUUCCCUGCAACUGGAGGAAUACUUACUUCAUGGCAGUUUUAUUCAGUGAAACUCCUCAUCUAUGUUAGCUACUAUGAUUAUUUUAUUGCUUUCUGUGAAAUCACAUUUUUAAUUUUGUUUACUCUCUUCCUAAUACAAGAAGGCAAAAAAAUGAAAGAAUUUAAGUUUGCCUAUUUCAAACGUAUUUGGAACUGGCUAGAAUUACUACUUUUGGUGCUGUGUUUUUUGACCAUUUUCUUCAACUUAUUCUGUAAAAUACAAAUUUUUCUCUUACUUGAACAGCUGUUUAAACGUACUGAAGAAUAUUCAGACUUCUAUUUGCUCGCACACUGGCGCAUUUUUUACAACAAUAUACUUGCUAUUAUCAUCUUUUUUGCAUGGAUAAAGAUAUUCAAAUUCAUAAGCUUUAAUAACACAAUGUCUCAGCUGUCAUCAACCUUGUCCUGCUGUAUCAAAGACAUAGUAGGAUUUGCCAUCAUGUUUUUUAUAAUACUCUUUGCUUAUGCCCAGUUAGGAUUUCUUGUUUUUGGAUCACAGGUUGACGACUUUUCUACUUUUCAAAAUUCCAUAUUUGCACAGUUUCGAAUUAUUCUCGGGGAUUUUAAUUUUGCUGCUAUUCAGCAAGAAUAUCGCAUCUUGGGACCCAUUUACUUCAUCACCUUCAUCUUUUUCAUAGUCUUUGUCCUAUUGAACAUGUUCUUGGCAAUAAUUAAUUAUACCUAUUCGGAAGUGCAAGAUGAUUAUUCAUUAGGCAGAAGACCAUAUUUUAAACUUGGUGAAAUGAUUAAGAAGAGUUACAACAAUGUGCUCAAAAAACUCAAACUAAAGAAACCUCAAGAGGCUGAAGACAAUAAAAGUAGGAAAAACAAAGAUUUGGCUGAACAAGCCAGAAGAAAAGGCUUUGACGAAAAUGAGAUUCAAAGUGCAGAGCAGAUGAAAAAAUGGAAAGAGAGGCUUGAGGAAAAGUAUUAUUCUACAGAAAUUCAAGAUGACUACCAGCCUGUCACUCAACAAGAAUUUAGAGACCUCUUUUUAUAUGCUUUGGAGCUGGAGAAAGAAUUACACUACAUCAAUUUAAAACUAAACCGAGUGAUGAGAAAGGUUUCAGCUCUAUCCUACUGAGACAAGUGGAGGUGAGAAUCUGUGAUGCAAUCAUUGUACAUUUCUAACAAAGAUUCAUUUCUGUAUUGAAUUAUUUCCUAAACUUGUCCCCAUUUCCGAUAUGCUUUAAAAGCACUAAACCACCUAUCAUCAAACUAUUGCCAGAGUCAAUGAUAAUCAUCAAAUGAUUUCUGGGACUUAAGUGCCCCUGGAUGGGACCGACUGUACAAUCAUGUGUAUUACAACAUGCCUCCAAAGUAUAUAUACACUGGUUCACACAGAGGACUUUAUAAGGUUAUUAAACUAGAGGCCCAGUGCACAAAAAUUUGUGCACUCGGGGGUGGGAGGUCCCUCAGCCUGGCCUGUGCCCUCUCGCAGUCUGGGACCCCUCGGGGGAUGACCACCUGCUGG
Molecule: messenger RNA, 2271 nt
Organism: Myotis lucifugus (little brown bat)
Lineage: Eukaryota; Metazoa; Chordata; Mammalia; Chiroptera; Vespertilionidae
Gene: PKD2L2
Product: polycystin 2 like 2, transient receptor potential cation channel
Exons: 14
Coding region: 1-1881 (626 amino acids)
Biological process (GO): detection of mechanical stimulus
Cellular component (GO): membrane
Molecular function (GO): calcium ion binding; calcium channel activity
Source: RefSeq, a predicted model, not a curated record